UGAUCGAAUCCAGCCCCCAACAUCACCGUGCGUUUGUGCUUACGCUCUUCGUCUUCAACCAUGGAUUUUUGACCCCAGGCCCCAAGAACCACUUAAUUGAUUUCUCUAAGUCCUUCUCGAACGCUGAGUUCCAUGUGAAUCCACCAAUCAUACGUGCGAAUUUCCCGGUUAAGUAGUUCUGAGGAUUCGACGGGCAUGAAGAUGGCUGUGGCUUACGGGCCUUGCCGGGGCUGACAGAACUUGUUGUUGGAUUUUGAAGGAUUCUAAUCGAAGAUUAACCAGAAGCUAGUUCCACAAGCUGCACUUCGCCAUAUCUUGAUUGUCGAUCUGUGCGAUGGUGAGAGGGAGAGGGGGGCGUAUAAGGUUGGAGGUGGUCGCUGCUAAGUUGACGUGGGUUUGAUUCUCCCUUAACUACUCUCUGUGACAGCUUAAGGGUGGCUGUGGUACCGAGCAUAAUGGUUCCUUACGCACCGGCCCUAAGCUCAUCAGAACGUCAAUACCGCAUCGACCACUCAGGCCGCAUCCACAAACCCGCCUUCACGGUCGUCGCAGGCGUCUUCUUCGCCCUCGCAACUCUCCUCACCCUCUCCCGCUGCCUCCUCCGCCUCCACCUCCGCCGCACAAUCUUCCUCGACGACAUCCUCGUCAUCUUCGGCGCAUGCUGUCUCGCUGUCGCCACCGGCGUCCUAUAUUACUGCGUCGACGACCUAUUCCUCCUCGAAGCCUUCACCUUCGAUCCGCUCGUUGCUGCAACCGCCACGCCCGCAGAUACGAUUGCCCUGGUUAGUACGACAAAAUGGACGUAUAUUUUUGUCGAUUUUACAUGGACGGCGAUUUUUGCGGUCAAGUUUUCGUUUUUGGUGUUUUUUAAGACGCUGAUCACAGGGGUGUCAAGGCGGUUGAAUUGGUAUUUUUGGGGGGUUGUGGGGGUUACGGCAGUGACGUGGGGAUUUGAGUUUGUGGAGCCGUUUGUUUAUUGUCCGCAUUUUGGGAUGGAUGCUGCUGUUAAAUGUUCCGGGGAAACGCAGUAUAUACGUCAUGUGACACUUACCUCGAUUGUCAUCGCGCUGGAUAUUAUUACCGACUUGUUAAUCGUCUCAAUCCCCAUAACAAUCCUUAAUAUGACGCAACUCAAGCGCAGCCAAAAAGCCGGCAUUGCAGUCUUCCUCUGUCUCUCCACUGUCAUGAUCGUCAUGGCACUCAUCCGCAUCGCAGGAAUCCAACCCGCGAAACGCCAACUAGAUACUAAUUGGGGGACCUUUUGGCUCCACUUCGAGGGCUGCAUUGCUAUAUGCAUGGGCUCUAUUACCGCAUUCCGGGGAAUUUUUGCGAGCCAUAGCUCCAGUUCAAAUAACCGCACCCCAGACGGUGAAAAGAGCCUCGGCAAUGAGGGUAGCUUUUUAGACCGUCUUCUGCUCCGAAUAGGCCUUUCGAGAAAGUCGAAGACUAAGACAACACAUCCCUCAUGGCUCCAUGCCACAGGGGAUAUCGAACGGAAUAGUGGGCCGAGGAUACAGGACGAUUCUAUCACGCAUGCUACGAUGAGGGGGCUGAAGACUUUCAUCAGGCGACACGGGCGAGAGCCAGGUAAUAAUACUACACUUGGAAGCGUGCAUUCGGAGUUCGAUCCCUUGGCGGAGUACCAUGAUUUCCAGCGGCAUGGGCAGAGUGGGAGUAAGGAAGGGAGUGGACGGGUUGGGAGUGUAAGGGAGUGGAAUUCGAUGUCAGAGAAGGGUCGGGGUGGGAGUUCUGGGGACGGUCGGGGCGUGUAAAAGGGGUUGAAUUGGCGUUGGAUGGGUAUGCUAUGCGGGAUCUAUAGGCGUUUGCUAAAUGGUAGUUUCUGGGGUAAUGGAACGAAUUUUGCAACGUAUGUAUGUAAUCAUAUUAUUUGGAGCCGCAUUUAGAGCUCUUGUAACUUUCAGGGAAGACGAGUGGCUGUUAGUUUUAGUACGAUAUCGUUUACAAUUAAACAGUGCUAAGCGGGG
Messenger RNA from Lindgomyces ingoldianus, 1985 nucleotides. RefSeq lists its product as uncharacterized. NCBI's taxonomy places the organism in Eukaryota, Fungi, Ascomycota, Dothideomycetes, Pleosporales, Lindgomycetaceae. The coding region runs from base 456 to 1772 and encodes 438 amino acids. The record is from RefSeq and is a predicted model, not a curated record. The transcript is spliced from 3 exons.